AUGGAGGAACACUUGCGCCAUAGUCUGUCUAACCACCCACAUGCUUUGCAGCAUUUGCAUGCCUCGCACCGGUCGCCCGACAGGAUGACGCCUCGUUCCCUGACCGAAGGCACCUCCACUGCGGUCGAGCACGAGUUGAGCAUGAUCUCCCAUCGCCCCAGUGAUUCGGACGAAGAGGGCCAACCUCCGCCACGUUAUACCGCCGAAAGCGAUCCUUUCCAAUUAGCUUCGAAGCUCAAAACCGAGGAGGAGAUCCGCUCCAUCAAGGCCAACACUUCCCGCAAACGCGAUGCCUCUGCAAAAGGGUCCCGGGUCCUUGCCAAGGGCAGGCAGGCCAUCCUUUCCCACAAACUGCAGGACUUUUAUGAGAACCAGAAUGAGAACAUUGAGAUGAUGUUGAAGCCGGUGGAGGAGCAUGUGCGAGCUGCUCGCGAAUUGAACAGCGAAAACAGCUUGAAGUACAAGAUCGCCGUCUAUGCUAGUUUCGCUGCCAACGUCAUUCUUUGUGUCGUACAGGUCUACGGUGCCGCAUCCUCGGGUUCCUUGUCCCUGUUCACCACUAUGGCGGACGCGAUCUUCGACCCCCUGUCGAAUCUUACUUUGUUGCUGUGCAACAAGGCUGUCAACCGCGUUGAUCCGCGCAAAUUUCCCGCUGGCAAGGCUCGCAUUGAGACCGCGGGCAACAUUUGUUUCUGCUUCCUCAUGACUGCUGUCUCGUUCAUUAUUAUCGCCUUCUCCAUUCGUGAGCUUAUCGAAGGUUCGGAGACCCUCAAAUCGUCUUUCCACCUACCCUCCAUCAUCGCCGUCUCCGUGGCCUUCUUCACGAAGCUUGGUCUUUUCCUCUAUUGCUUUGCUCUGCGCAACCAGGUUUCCCAGAUCCGUAUUUUGUGGGAGGAUCAUCGAAACGAUCUGCUCAUCAAUGGCAUCGGUGUGAUGACGUCGAUCAUGGGAAGUAAGGUCCGCUGGUGGAUUGACCCUAUGGGCGCCAUUAUACUGUCGGUGUUGAUUAGUUUUCUGUGGCUCCACUCGGCCUAUGGCGAGUUCCAGCUGCUGGUUGGUGUCACUGCGGACACCAAGAUGCAGCAGCUCAUCACGUAUAUCUCUAUGACCCACUCCCCGCUCAUUACUGCUAUUGACACUGUUCGGGCUUAUACUUCGGGCCCUCGUCUUCUCGUCGAGGUUGAUGUUGUCAUGGACGCGAGUGCGUCGCUCCAUGCAACCCACGACGUUGCGGAAGAGCUCCAGAUCAAGCUGGAAUCCCUCCCCGAUGUCGAGCGCGCCUAUGUCCACGUGGACUAUGAGACUACGCACAAGCCGGAGCACUUCCUCAAGAAGGAGCUGUAA
Penicillium chermesinum is the source of this 1344-nucleotide messenger RNA. Its product is annotated as cation diffusion facilitator family transporter. Gene Ontology annotation, cellular component: membrane. Gene Ontology annotation, biological process: transmembrane transport; monoatomic cation transport. Gene Ontology annotation, molecular function: monoatomic cation transmembrane transporter activity. Bases 1 to 1344 code for a protein of 447 amino acids. The record is from RefSeq and is a predicted model, not a curated record. The transcript is spliced from 2 exons. Lineage: Eukaryota; Fungi; Ascomycota; Eurotiomycetes; Eurotiales; Aspergillaceae.